AUCAUUCCCAGAGGAUCUAAAGACAAAGGCCAACCAUUUUGUCCAAAACCCGGCACCUUUUUUUGUUAUGUCUGUCUCCUCUCUGCCAGAAUGGAAGCAACUCCUGCUGGACAGAAAGAGGAGAGAGGAGGAGGAGCGAGAGAGGAGAGAGAAAGAGGAGGAGGAGAAGCUUGCCAGCAUGCCCGCCUGGAAGCGAGGGAUCAUCCAGCGGAGGAAGGCGAAGCAGGACAGUUUGGGUGACAGAGAAAAGGAGAGAGAUGUUUGCCUGCUGCAGGUGGAUGCUAGAUCUCCUUCUGGUGGCCUGAGUGACACGGACAGUGUUGUAACACUCAAUUUCGAAAGUGAACUAUCGCUAAGUCCAGAACCGGGACAAUGGUUAGAUGCAGACCUCAAACCAGUGAGUCAGGUGUCUGUAAAAACUAUAGUUCCAGUCCAUGAAAAUCCAUUUAUCCGCACGCUGACAUCAUGGAGGAAGGGCAGAGAUGCAGAAGGAGGGAACGAUCCAGAAGUUAAGGAGAAGGAGAAAGACAAAUCAAGUCCCAGGACUCAAGAUGGGGAGUCAGGAAGAGGACAAGAUCUAGAGCUGAAAAUAGAGAGAUUAAGAGAUUUAAGUGAGGGACGGGGACGGGAAAAAGAGAAAAGCACGGACAGAAAUCAACUAAGAGAACAAGAGAAUAGCAGGGAGGGAUUGGAAAAAGAUAAAAGCCAAUGGAAAGAGUCAGUUAAAGAUGCAGUCAGGGAGCGGGAAUUUAUCAAAGUAAGAAAAGAUGAGGAGGAAAAAGAAGCAGAUCCACCAUCUAGUUCGUUUUCUCCACUUGUUCCUUGUCUUCGGACCAUCCGAGCCAACAAUAUCAUCAUCAUCGAGCAGGACAGUAAUGAUGACAGAAGGGGUAGAUGGAGUGAAACUGAGAGGGAGAGGCCUGAAGAGGACCACCAGGGAAAGAGAGAGAUGAAGAUGGACCUGAGGGAGAUCCUGGCCGGAGGAGGGAGUGUCACUGAGAUCCGAGCAUCUGAGGUUUUGAUCAUAAAACCCUCACCAAGCCCUGAAGAGAGGAAUCUAGGAGGAGGAGGAGGGAAAGACUCAAGUAGAGAGGAUGGAGAGAGGAAGAGCAGCAUGGAUGGAAGGUUUGAGAGUUUGGGCAGGGAGCUCAGGAUGGACAUGUCCUGGCUGAGGGAAAAAGAGAAAGAGAGACCAUGGGGCCAGGCGACAGUUAUUAAAGAAGACAGGAAGAACAGCUUGGAUGGUAAUGUGGCUGUUGACAGAGGAGGGAGGGUCAGCCAACUGCUGAGUAAAUUCGGAGAGCACCCUAAGCCUCCAUCUCGAUCCAAAAGCUCUGAUAAUUUCCACCGGCCUGGAAGGAGAAAAUAUUCAGGAGAUGAAGAUGAUCAACAAUCUGAGGCAGACAGAAGAAAUACUCCAUUGAAAGGUGUGCCGAAACGCUCAUUUAGCUUCUCUGAUCGUGUCAUUGGUGCUAAGGAGAAUGGUUUAGAUGGCGAUAGAUAUCAAGAGAGAAAAAGGAUGCAUUCAGAGAAAAGUGUAGUGCCAUGGGUUGACAUAGCAGACUUGGGAAAGGAAACAGUUGCAGGGUCCAAACUGGGGUGUGCACGACUUUUAGAUAAAGACAGGUUUGGAAAGCAUAGAGAGAAACACUUAAAAAAUGAGGAUGAAAAGGAGGCACCUAUGCAGAGAAGAAAUGAAGCAGACAUCUCCAUCCAACACAGGAGUGAAGUUAAGAAAGUCAAUGCUGUUGACGCAAGGGCUGCAGAAAAGGCAGGUGACGCAGAUGGAGACGAGGGAUUCACAGUAGCAUCUGUCAAAAACACAGAGGGAAUCUCGUUUGCUAGAAGAGUACCCAUCAGGCACGAUGGGAAAGCAAGAGCUGAGAGGGAAGUGAAGCGACUGACAGGAGAGAAACGUUCAGAGAGGGUGCUGAGUGCAGAAAAACAUUCAGAAGUGGGGGGACAGGUUGAGGUGCAAGUUUACGACAAAAAGGUGUCUGAUUUUCAGAGAGAAGAGGGAUUCCAAAGCACAAUGACACCCGAAGCUACCCAGAAGAGUUAUAUCAUUGCUGCAUCAGCAGAGCCUGCUUGUCUAUGUCACGCUGCUGAGAGUCAGUACAGACAUGAAUCAGCUUUCACAGAGUGCUCCAGUCUACACUGUCCUGUCACGGACAGGGCUCGAGACCCCCAUGGAGGGCCAGAGUGGAGUGGUACGGGACCACAAGGACUUUACGUAGCACACUCUGUUUUGUCCCAACACACAGAGGAUUUUAUAAGUAAAAUCGAAAAAAUAGGAGACACAACUGUUUAUAGCAAAGAUAAAGUUGAGAGGGCUUACAAGGUCACCUAUGAAGUGAGCAAGGAGAGCAAACAGGAUAUGAACAUGUACAGUGAUGCUGGAUCAGAGAACCUUGUUUAUGAUGAUAUAACCCCAAGAUCUCCAAAAAGGAUUGCAUCCAUGGGGAUCCAUCCAAGUCCCCUUGAGAUUCAAAUCCCCAGAACUGUGUUUUAUGUUGCAGAAGAAAUGGUGGAGAGAAAAAAGGCCGUAGGUCAGAGUGACGAGUGGCAAGACUGGGAAGGAGGUAAAGGGGUUGAGAGAAGGGAUAGUUGGAGGAUUGGAAAACCCCUGAGCCGCAUUGAGUCCCUGCGAGAGAAAAUCAGACAAAGAGAGUUGGAGAGGCUGAAACAAAGAGACGCACAAGAUGGAGGUGGGAGUGACAGCGCAGAGACAAAUGUCACUCAGACAGCCGAGGACAGGCGCAAUGAGAGGGGAACUGAAAUGCAGAAAGAGUGGGAAGCUGCUGCCUAUAUGCGGAAGAGGCUGGUCGAAGCAGAGAGGGGACAGGAAGACGCAGAAGUACAGACAUCCAUGACUGCGUUUGACGUCACACAGGAAGUCAGCGUGUUGAAAACCUGCCCUCAGCUUCCUGUUUCUGUCCCACACUCGCAAGCUGUCAGAGAGGAAGUAUCAAGCGAGUAUGCCACUGAUGCCUCUGAAGUUAUCUCUGAUAGCUCACAGAUAUCUGAGGAUGAAGACGACCCUGUGAAACAUGUGGAGGAACAGCUGAGGCGUCACAGGGGCCAACACGAAAACAGAGAAGAAAGGGAGGAGGAGGAGGAAGAGGAGGAGGAAAAGGAACUCUCAGAGGAGGAGCAAGAGGAAUAUACAUCGUCUAACGAAUCUGUACAGUCUCUUUCCCCUUUGCCACCUCAUCCCAACUCCCCUGCAGCUAUGAGUCGGAUCUACAACUUGGAAACAGUUGGCUCAAGGUCGGGCUUGUGUAUGAGGGAGAGGACUGUAGACAUCCCGUCAGUGCACCUUGUUAAAGUGAAGCCCAUCAUCAAAUCAUCAAAUGCACAGCAGGCCGACACCAAAGGAUUCUCAGGUGAAGACAUUUGUGGGGUGCAGAAAAUACAACGACAAAUAGAGCAAUUUCAGCUAAAAGAGCAGGAAGAGCUGAAUUCACGUACAUCACCAAGCUCUUCUCUUAAGGACAGAGAAGCAAAGGGGCAACAAAGCCCUAGAGGACUGUUAAAGGUUAAAGAUGAUGCCAAGACCCAGGAGAAAGAUCAAGAAACGCCAAACCUCAAAGUUUCCCCUCAGGGUAUUUGUUCUCCAACAUCUCAGCUCAAACCAUCUAACCAAACUAUCACCAUCACCUCCUCACUUCUCAGGACCCAAUCGCCGGACAAUACUCUGAAAGCCUCAGACUGUGCCCCAACUCCGGCCUCUUCUCCAAGCUCCUUGUCCCCUGCACAGUCUCCAAGCGUCUCUCCAUCUCCCACCCCAUCGCCCACACUCUUCUCCAUCAGGAGUGCCUCUGGAGGUAAAGUCAAGAGAGGUGCCACCAUUACAAUAACUCCAAAAAAGCCUGCCGGAGGGAGUGGAGGAGGAGGAGGAGGAGGAGGUGGUGGUGGUGGUGGUGGUGGUGGAGGAGGAGGAGUAGUGACAGGGUCCAACACAGCAGCAGUGCAGACACCAGCAAAGACCUCAUCGUUGCAGGCCCAGACGACUUCUGCUGUGGCCGAGCCAGUGAAGAAGAAGUACCCCACAGUGGAGGAGAUCGAGGUGAUUGGUGGAUAUCAGAAUCUGGAGAAGUCCUGUCUGAUCAAGAACAGAGGAACCCCGAAAAGGGGAAAGGUGUGUUUCGACGAGGACCAACUGGAGCAGGUGUGUGAGUACCCAUCAGAGACCACCAUGCUGGCUUAUACCCCCUCCCCUCAUGACCUGUGGAAGCUGCAGGGAGAGGAGGCGAAGGCGGAGGAGGCUGUAACGGAGGGAGGAACAAUCCAGAUUCAGCCCAAAAGCACAAAGAAUGUGGGGAUUGGGAUGGGGCGGGGUCUAAGAGUGGGUCAGUGUCACCCCCUCCUCAAAAAACACAAUGUGUAGGGAGUGAGAUUAUGGAUUCAGAUUGUUUCGCCAUUCAUGAUGUCUUACAGACUCUCCAAAAGUUUGGACUUUACUCAGGCGAAGAUGGCAAAUGUCUGUUUCUUGUUUGUUUAUUUUCACUGUGUUGUCACCGUGGAAGAAGGCUAGGGUGCCUGAACUUUCCUUAAAUGAUAUGUCAGGCAAUAUUUUACUGUAUUUAUUUCUUAUUGUCAACAAAUACCAGGAAAAGAAAAAGUCAAAGCCUGAUUUAGCUCACGUCUCUGAGCCAUGGAGCUCCACUGUUGCGCACUGAGCACUGGUGAUGCUGUAGGUUAUUGUAAAUAAAUGUACUAUCUACUCCUGUCUGAGAGCUAAUAACUACAGUGCCCAGGUAUUGUGAAGUUUUUAAAAAUCAAACAACAUAUCUUUGACCCAUUCUGGUGUUCAGAAGUAAUCUUUUUGAACCUUUGACUUCAUAGCUGUCAGCAAACCAACAAUCCCAACGACAGUAUAUCCUCUUUUGUGGAGCAGUUUGUACUCUGACAGAAGAGGUUAAAUAAGUUUAUGGUGCAACACAGCUAAUGAGCUACACUAGCUUCCUCCAUUUUACUUUAACUUCACCUCCUCUAGAAAACUAACUGAUUAUGGCGGUUCCAUUUGACUCAUCCUGUGACGUUUGUCUUUUCAUAGGAGCUGUUGACAAUAAGAAAAAUCUUGACUAACGCCAGCCUUAUACUUUCAAUGAACAAACUGACAGUUUCAGCAAGCGUAUUGAAGAAAUACAAACUGAACAUCUUGGCUUAAAGUGGUUUUGAAAUCCAGCAAUGGAAAAGGUCAAUUUGGCUAAAUUGAUGGGUAGGUAGGUUGCAUUUAUGGCCCUCAUAAAGCCAUAAAUGUUAUUGUUGGUGAGUGGGGAGUAGACAGGCACAAAGAUAAUAAUAAUAAUAAAAAAUACAAGAGAAUAAAAAUCUUAGAUUGACCUUAUUCAGCUUUGCUUAUCUUUCAGAUGAGUCCUGGCCUCAGUAGAAGCCAGUCACCUCGCCAAAAUUGCUCAUGUGAUGAGAUCACCAACAUUUUGUUAACAUGAUAUGACAUGAUUUUUAUUACGCUUUGUUUCAUUUGAAUUGAAUGUUGGAGUGAGUGUUGGUAAUCCUUGUGUUGUUUUGUUUUAUUUAGUAUCAGAAUGAAUGAGUGUUGUGUGAGAAAUGUACAGUUUGGUUUAUAAAUGCAGUUAAAAAAAAGGAACAUAAAUGUGUUUACACAGCAUAUUAUCGCCUAGUUUUGUUUUCAGGGAAACUGAGGGACAAAUUUGAAUGUAUAAGUACGGUACAUAUUAUAAAAGACCCUUAGAUGUGCACUGAAGGAUCACUUGUCUAUGCAAUAUAAUGAAAGCAAUAAGAUUUAAUGCGUUAGUGAAUGUUGUUUGUGAAUUCUAAAUUGAAGUCAGCACUGCCUCAGCACAGAAGAGUGAUGUUUUUAUCAUCUGGUUUCAUGUGCCUGCUGGAUUUGCCCAUACAGAUGAUAUGAAGAUCAGUUUAUUUCGAUAUUUUUUUGGAAAACCUCCUCUCAGCGGGUGUCGUGUUGAACGUUGCAGGAACGGGGGUGGUGCAAUGUGUGCAGCAGGACACUUUAAAAAAAAAAAAAGGUCAGUGUCUUUUGUGGGGUUUAAUCGAGCCUUACUGUUAAAAUGACAACUGGUAACAGUUCAGUUAAUGUGUAUGGAUAUAAAUAAAGGUGUUAUUUUGUUAUUUUUGUCAGUGGGGAGAGAGCUGUGUGAGUGAAAGUGACAAGUUGAGAAAAUAAAAAAUGUAUUAACAGAUUAAUUUCAUUAUAUUACAGCCGCUUUCUGACUCUUGGGUGUAUUACAUUUAUAAUACAGCAAAUACGGAGUAUUUCAUGUUUGUAAAUUAAUAUUUUAAUUGGUGAAAUAAGAUGUAAAUUCUGUGCAAAUAUGUUUUUUUCUAUGAUGGUUGAAGAAGCUGGCUUCAAGAAAAAAAAAAGAAUAAAUAUCUCUGAAAACAA
Messenger RNA from Larimichthys crocea (large yellow croaker), 6391 nucleotides. It is a transcript of the gene ppp1r18, whose product is annotated as protein phosphatase 1, regulatory subunit 18. Bases 68 to 4390 code for a protein of 1440 amino acids. The record is from RefSeq and is a predicted model, not a curated record. Gene Ontology annotation, molecular function: phosphatase binding. The transcript has 2 exons. Lineage: Eukaryota; Metazoa; Chordata; Actinopteri; Sciaenidae.